Porites lobata is the source of this 1821-nucleotide messenger RNA. The record is from the annotation of a GenBank genome assembly. Lineage: Eukaryota; Metazoa; Cnidaria; Anthozoa; Scleractinia; Poritidae.
AUGAUAAUGAUAAUGAUAACGAUAACGAUAGCGAUAACGAUAAUACUAAUGAUAAUAAUAAUGAUGAUAAUGAUAACGAUAACGAUAGUAAUAAUGAUAAUAAGGAUGAUAAUGAUAACGAUAACGAUAACAAUAGUAAUAAUAAUAAUAAUGAUGAUGAUGAAGAUAGUGCUAACGAUAACGAUAAUAAUAAUGAUAAUAACAAUGAUGAUGAAGAUAAUGAUAACGAUAACGAUAACAAUAGUGAUAAUAAUAAUGAUGAUAAUGAUAAAGAUAACGAUAAUAAUAAUGAUAAUGAUGACGAUGAUGAUAAUGAUAACAAUAACGAUAACAAUAAUGAUAAUAACAAUGAUGAUGAAGAUAAUGAUAACGACAACGAUAAUAAUAAUGAUAAUAAUAAUGAUAAUGAUAACCAUAACGAUAAUAAGUAAUGGUAACAGGACCGAGUGGAGUCCAAUUCGGUCUGUAAUCAUACGAGUGAUUAACAAAAUCGGACGACCGCGUAGCGGGAGUCCGAUUUGUUUAAUCACGAGUAUGAUUACAGACCGAAUUGGACGACACGAAGUUCUGUUACCAAUUAAUCAUAACUUUAACAAAAUUUGUAAUAUAAUAGGCUAUUUUUUAAAUCAAAAGACAAGAAAUUCGAAAUUUUGUUUUGCUAGCAGUGAAAAAAAAAGACAUUUAAGCGCGCGCGUGAUGGCGCGUACUGUCCAAUUACUUAGGCAUGACGCGUACUGUCCUAUCAAACUGUCCAAUUAAGGCUGAAAUCAGGGCAGUUGAUAGCCAAUCAGAUUUGAGAAUUUUGUUAUAGUUAUGAUUAUAAUGAUAAUAACAAUGUUGAUGACAAUAAUAAUGCUAACGAUAACGAUAAUAAUAAUGAUAAUAAUAAUGAUGAUGAUAAUGAUAACGAUAACGAUAACAAUAAUGAUAAUAAUAAUGAUAAUAAUGAUGAUAACGAUAACCAUAACGAUAAUAAUAAUGAUAAUAACAAUGAUGAUGACAAUAAUAAUGAUAACGAUAAUAAUAACGAUAAUAAUAAUGAUAAUAAUAAUGAUGAUGAUAAUGAUAACGAUAACGAUAACAAUAAUGAUAAUAAUAAUGAUAAUAAUGAUGAUAACGAUAACCAUAACGAUAAUAAUAAUGAUAAUAACAAUGUUGAUGACAAUAAUAAUGCUAACGAUAACGAUAAUAAUAAUGAUAAUAAUAAUGAUGAUAAUAAUGAUAACGAUAACGAUAACAAUAAUGAUAAUAAUAAUGAUAAUAAUGAUGAUAACGAUAACCAUAACGAUAAUAAUAAUGAUAAUAACAAUGAUGAUGACAAUAAUAAUGAUAACGAUAACGAUAACGAUAAUAAUAAUGAUAAUAAUAAUAAUGCUGAUAACGAUAACGAUCAUAAUGAUGAUAAUAAUAAUGAUGAUGAUAAUGAUAAUGAUAAUGAUAACGAUAAUAAUAAUGAUAAUAAUAAUGAUAAUAAUGAUGAUGAUAAUAAUGAUGAUGAUAAUAAUGAUGAUGAUAAUGAUAACGACAACGAUAACGAUAGUAAUAAUGAUAAUAAUAAUGAUGAUGAAGAUAAUGAUAACGAUAACGAUAGUAAUAAUGAAAAACAAUGAUGAUGAUAAUGACAACGAUAACGAUAACGAUAAUAAUAAUGAUAACAAUAAUGAUGAUAAUAACGAUAAUGAUUACAAUAAUAAUAAUGAUGAUGAUGAUGAUAAUAAUAACGAUAACGAUAACGAUAAUAAUAACGAUUAUAAUAAUGAUGAUGAUAGCGAUAGAACGAUAACCAUAACCAUAACCAUAAUAAUAAUGAUAAUAAGGUGA